CAAUAAAAAUUUGUAAACAGUUUUAUCUUUUUGUAAUAUUUAUAUGUGUCAAAGCUUCAGAAAGUAUUUAUGGUUGGUUAGCCAUUUCAUUUAUGAUAUAAAAAUUACGUUAUCGUAAGAUUUAAAGUGUUAAAGCUUUUUACAAUAUGCAAGAUUCAAUUCACGAUUUUGAUAAUGUUACCCCUCACAUUUGGCUGUCGAACGAAAAUACAUGGAAAGAAAAGCUCCUGAAACUGCCAAACUGGAACAAGAUACCUCUUAUAAACUCCAAUGCAUCUCACAAUUUGUCAGAUGGAGCCCUGGUGAGAUUCCGAGGAAUGGUACAAGAUAUGUACAACCCAGAGUUUUAUUUGGAACAGUUUAAUGUUUUAAAUACAAACACAAAAACAACAACAACAAAAUCAGGCAAAUAUACUGAAACUGCUGAUGUACUUGAACAUGAGAAAAUUCUACACUCAGAUGAAAUGAAAUGUUCUCAGCGUCAGAAGAUAGUAGUUGUCUCUAUUCCUGGUCUCAAUGAGUGGGCACAAAAACUAGAAGAUGAGCAAAACCGUCUCACACAUUUAGAUCAGCAUCCAAACUCGACAAAACGCUUAACAAGUUCCACUCAGAUUAAGAGGAGUUAUGAGGAAACAGAAGAUGAUCCAGAGGCUAUGGAUACUGCAGAGAAUGAGAUUAACAAGCGGGAAAGAAAGACAGAUGAACCAGCUAGUGCACCAGGGACAGUGGUGUCUAGAGAGCAUUUACUUAAUUUCCCCUUACCAGAUGUUGCUAGUAAAUCAUGUAUUGUGAAGCUAUAUGAAAAUGAUGAUAACCUGAAAGUGAAUGACAUAGUUGAAGUAGUCGGCUUCCUAUCAGUAGAUCCGGCAUUAUCUGCCGAGUUUAAGACGGAGAAGAAUGCCUUGGUGGAACCAGUAGUCGAGACAGAUGUGGAAAUUAUUACACACAAUCCCCCCCCAAGUCUUAUUCCGAGGGUGCAUGCUGUGCAUCUGAGGACGCUGGAGCACUGUAAUCCGUUGUUGAGCAAUGAAUAUAGUCAAGAGAAUGUGCUAAAAGAGGCAAAUGUGGCGAGGGAACAUUUGCUUAAAGCACUGAAGGAGCUACUAUUGGGCGAUCAGUUGGCAGCGGAAUACUUAAUAUGCCAUCUAAUAGCUUGUAUAUAUUUACGCCAAGAGACGUUAACACUGGGUAAAUUUGGAUUAAACAUAUCAAACCUGCCGAUUCAGAAGUAUUCCAACUAUGGACAGCAGUUGUAUGACAUCAUAAAACAGUUUGUCACACAAAGUUACUACCUCCCACUCACAAUAGAGAAUCUAAACACAAUGGCACUGUUACCAAAAAAAGAUUAUGACAGCAACCGUCUUACAAGUGGCAUACUGCAAAUGGGAAAACACACACAUUUAGUUUUAGAUGAGACGAAGAUGGAACAGGGUCGUUUGGAUAAUACCGGUGUUAAUAACGUAGCAGCACUUGCAAAACUAAUCACACAGCAGACAAUUGAAUAUGACUUCAAGUUUUACAAGAAGGACUUUGAUUCUGAUGUCUCUGUAUUAAUAUUGUCAGAAGGAAAAUCUUUAUUGCCUAGUGAUUAUCAUGUUAUACUGAAACCUGAAGAAUCUACGUUGCAAAUAUUCGAUGCAAUUGUUGAAGCAGCAACGUAUUACUUAAAAGAAGAUAUUAUGAACACAAUUAGAGCAUAUUUAACAAAUUUAAAACUCGCUAAGUAUACUGUCAGCGAGAAUGUACAGUUUGUUGAAGAUGAUUUUAUUCAAAUGAGAAAUAAUCCAGAUAAUGAUGGUUCAAUGACCGCUGAUGAUUUACACAGACUUUUAGUCCUGGCGAGACUAGUUAGCCUUUCUCGUGGUUUCGAUUCUCUCAACAAAGAGUGCUGGGAUAUAGCUAAAGCUAUGGAGUCUGAAAGAUUACUUAGAAUUAAGAAUAGGGUGGCACCCACUCUGUAAUUUGUUUGUUAUUUAUCAUGCCUUUUAGUUUGUAUUAAAUUUCAUUUUUU
Aricia agestis (brown argus) is the source of this 2011-nucleotide messenger RNA. Its product is annotated as mini-chromosome maintenance complex-binding protein. NCBI's taxonomy places the organism in Eukaryota, Metazoa, Arthropoda, Insecta, Lepidoptera, Lycaenidae. The coding region runs from base 147 to 1961 and encodes 604 amino acids. Gene Ontology annotation, molecular function: chromatin binding. Gene Ontology annotation, biological process: DNA-templated DNA replication. The record is from RefSeq and is a predicted model, not a curated record. The transcript has 9 exons.